UUGUACUAGACUUAAAUUUUUGGCUCCGUUGUUAGAGAAUCGAUGCCCAUGUCGCUUGGUCGUCAUUGUACAACCUACAUGCAGGGGCGGACCACGUGUUGCUAAGGGUGUCGGACUUUGCCCGGAAAUUAUGUGAAGAACCUAUAUUUUUUUUGUACAAAAAAAUUUAAUAUGAGAUUUCCGACAUCGCUUUAAUAAUUACAACCGAUACUCGUUAAUUAGACGACACCUCUUUUCAACAAUACUGGGUCCGUCAUUACCUACAUGCGAAGAGAUUUUUUUUUUUUUUUGACAAAAAAUAGUUACAUGCGAAGAGAUUGAAGCAAUCAGAAGAAAGAAAGAAAAAAAGUUGGUUAAGCUAUUAGAAAGAAGAUGAUUUAGUUGCACUAUUAUAAAGAAGAAGGAAAAAAGUACAAAUGAAACCCGAAGUGCACGAAACUAAUUGAUUCCUACUCAAGUAGUAGUCUUUUCCUUUUUUAAUUAUGAACUAAUAAUCUCCAACGUUAAUUUAAUGCUCCAUUAUUAUUAAUUAUAAAAAAUAUCUGAUAAAAAAUCAAAAUUUCUGACAAGGACGCCAUUGAUAAUCCAAUCCCCAAACCUAAAAGGAAUAAAACCUUCGAUUUCCCUUUGGAUAUUCCCUCCUACACAAAUCAAAAACCCCUUCAAAAACUUUCAACUCCCUUCUCUUUCAAAAAUCCAAGCUCCCAUCCCCAAUUCCCCACAACCGCCAGCCAUGGAUUCCCUCAACUUCUCUACCUGCCUCGCCCUCUUCCUCUCCAUCUACCUAUUCGCCUACUUGGUCCUCUUCCGCAAUUGGGGCUCCAAACACCGCGCCGAAGCUUCCUCCUCCUUCAUGUCCCUCUCCCACGGCACCCCCGCCGUCCUCCUGGCCGUCCGCGCCCUCCUAACCGGCGCGGCAGGCGGCGCUCCUCCUCUCGCGGCGCCGAAUUCGGAAUUCCAGAACUCAGUCCUCGAUUUCAGCACGGCCUACUUCGUGGCCGACCUCCUCCACUACCUCGCCUUCUCCCCCUCCGACGUCCUCUUCAUCCUCCACCACCUGGCCACGCUCUACGUCUUCCUCACCUGCCGGUUCCUGGUCGGCAGGGGAGCGUACGGCCUCCUGGAGCUCCUGAUCCUCGCGGAGGCCACCAGCGCGUGCCAGAACGUGUGGAGCAUCGCCCGGUUCCGCAAGGGCGAGUCGGCCGCGGCGGCGAGGCUGUACGAGUUUCUGUCCCCGUUCUUCUACGUGUUCUAUUCGGUGGUGAGAGGGGUCCUGGCACCGAUUUUCAUUAUCCAGAUGGUGGCGUUCUUCGCCGGCGGUGAGGGCCGGGGGUUGAUUCCGGCGUGGGUGUGGGUGUCGUGGAUGGUGGUGAUUGUUGCGGCGAUUGCGGUGAGUGUGAUGUGGGUGUCGAGUCACUGGGUGGGUUGGUGUAAGGAGAGAGGGUUUUGGGGGCGGAGGAGCUCUGAUUUGCAAAGGAUUAGUAAUAAGGUGAAGUAGUAGGGUUUCGCUCCGGCCGGAUAAUUCGAUUUUUUUUUUUUUUUAGGGAUUGGUUUGAUUGCUGUGUUGUGUGUAUAUGUGAUUCUGUUAAUUCACUGCUGCUGCUUCUUCUUGUUCAUAAGCUGUGGCUUCCUUUGUUCUUCUUCUUCUUCUUCUUUUUGAGCAAUGUGUCGACGUGUGGAUUAGCGUCGACGAGCUCAUGAGUCGAUUGUAAAUGUAACAAAUACAGAUCGACGUGCUUAUGAGUCGAAAAUUAAUUUGGAUGUAACGGUCGCAAAUGUAGCGAGACAACAUUAUAAUGAAUAUUUUGUUGGAAA
Messenger RNA from Linum trigynum, 1815 nucleotides. The record is from the annotation of a GenBank genome assembly. Lineage: Eukaryota; Viridiplantae; Streptophyta; Magnoliopsida; Malpighiales; Linaceae.